This is a messenger RNA of Sinocyclocheilus rhinocerous, 8967 nucleotides long. RefSeq names its product eyes shut homolog (gene eys). Gene Ontology annotation, molecular function: calcium ion binding. Bases 190 to 8595 code for a protein of 2801 amino acids. The record is from RefSeq and is a predicted model, not a curated record. The transcript is spliced from 48 exons. Lineage: Eukaryota; Metazoa; Chordata; Actinopteri; Cypriniformes; Cyprinidae.
GAUGUUAAACGAGUUUCAGUGCUUUGAAUUCACCUGGAGAGCUUUUUGAAAACCCACGGGACAAACAAAAUCCUUCCAGUCUGAAGUGGAACUUUGCAAAAAACUACAGUUCAGAGUUCUAGAAAAGUUUCCGGCUGAAGAAAUCAAGUGUCUAAAUAAAAAAUCAGUCAAGGUUGAGGAAAGACAAACAUGAGAAACCCAGACCUAGUUAUCAUUGCCUUGCUGCUCAGCUGUGUAAUAGAUAGUACCGUCUACAGCCAGGUAACCUGCCGCAGAGCCACGACUCGUGAAUGGUACACUCAGCCAAAGAACAUCAGUGUGAGGUGGACCCUCAUGGAGAACACCUGCAGCAGCUUGAUCCAGUGCUGGAGUAGACAAACAGAAACAAAUGGACACUUGUGGACAACUGGGCCAUAUUACUUUCCUCAGCUUUGCCCUCUGGAAUUUCAACUUGGAGAUGUGAUGUUUGUUUCUGCUGACAGAACGCUGGAACAAUAUGGUAUCCACCUAAUUAAUGUGUCCAAAGAGGAGUUUGAAAACUGCUUGAUUUUAGAGCCACGAAAGGAGCAGUUGGUGUUUGCCAACAGUAUUAAUGGUACUUUGCAAGUGGAAACGAAAUGGCUGAAGACCGGUAUGAAUUACUUCACUGUUGUUCAUAGAGGCAGUAGUCAUAUGUGUAGACUUGGCCUACGCAUUGCACUUCUGGUAAAGCCUCAGCACUGCCAGAGCUCACCUCUUCUUCGCCUGUGUUCGGGAAAUGGUGAAUGCAGAACUACAUUUAAAGACGAUUCAUUUAGCUGUCAGUGCCACAAACACUUUUCAGGACUUUAUUGUGAGAACAUUGAUGGAUGCUAUGAACAGCCAUGCUUAAAUGGAGGCACCUGUCUGAGCAAGAGAACAGCAUACACAAAUCUCCCACCUUACGAAUGUCUUUGCCCCUCUCUGUUCACAGAAGCACUGGAGGCAUUCCUUAGAGACCGCUGGAGGCUCCUCUGCGAUUCAAACCCGUGCUGGAAUGACGGUCGCUGUGAGGAGACUGCUAAUGGAUAUGUUUGCACAUGCCCAGGGGGUUUCACAGGCCUCAACUGUGAGACCACCACUGAGGCUGACAGCUACUGCAAGUCUAACGGAUGUCAACUGGACGAAGCUUGUGCCACAGACAAACUUAAUUCCACAUGUAUCUGCGUAGGCCCGGAAUGCUCGGAGCAGGCAGAGGUGUGUGGCACUUUGCCCUGUCUCAACGGUGGCAUCUGUGUAGUUCAGAAUGGCCAGUAUCAUUGCAGAUGCCGACAAGGUUUUUCCGGAAAGAACUGUGAAGAAAUAAUUGACUUCUGCAAGCUGCUCAAUAUUAACUGCCUGAAUGAGGGAUUGUGUCUCAGCCUAGUUGGAGGAUAUAAUUGUCUCUGUGCACCAGGAUGGACGGGGGAGUUUUGUCAGUACUUGGAUAAUGCAUGCUUAGCCUAUCCAAACAGAUGCUUGAACGGAGCUACUUGCAUCAGUAUGAGUCAGCCAACUGCACCCCCGCACUAUAUGUGCACCUGUCUCCCUGGAUACACAGGACGCUACUGUGAGGCUGAAGUAAAUGAGUGCGAUUCCAGUCCCUGUCAGCACCAGGGAACAUGCACUGACUUUGUUGGAUACUACAAAUGUGCCUGUCCUUCAGGAUACACUGGGGUUGACUGUGAGGUUGACAUAAAUGCCUGUGCGCUUCCAAAUGUCACCUGUCCCCCUGGAACGUUCUGUGUGGAUUUGCCAGGUGACCAGCUCCAUAUAUGUCACACUCAAUGCCCUCGCUAUCUACAGCCAUGUGCCAAUGGAGGACAUUGUGUCCUUAACAACAUCACCAGUUACAGUUGUGUUUGUGCACCUGGAUGGACUGGGCCGACCUGCUUGGUCAACAUGAAUGAGUGUGUCCAGCACAGGUGUCAGAACAGAGCCACCUGCAUGGAUGAGGUUGGUGGGUACAGUUGCCUUUGCGGUCACGGAUAUACUGGAGUCCACUGCGAACUUGACAUUGACUUCUGCUCUGGGCAUCAGUGUUCAGAACACGCCUUCUGUCUGGACCAACAGCACAACUACACCUGUCACUGCAUGCUGGGAUAUGAGGGAACGUUCUGUGAGCUUGAGACAGAUGAAUGCAAAAGUGCACCAUGCACCAACGGUGCCACUUGCAUUGAUUUGGUGGCAGGUUACCAAUGCCUGUGUGCUCCAGGAUUUAAGGGUCGAACAUGCUCCAAGAAUAUGAAUGAGUGCUGGUCCAGACCCUGCCUUAAUGGGGGCACCUGCAUUGAUAUGGUCAAUGACUACAUUUGUAUCUGUCCACUUGGAUUCACAGGACAUGACUGCUCCAUGCCGGCUGUGGGCUGCACUUCCAACCCUUGCGAUACGAAGGGCACUUCCAUGUGCGAAGAGCAGCAGGGCAGUUUCAAGUGCACGUGUCACCAUGGCUAUACUGGCCUAUUUUGUGAAACUUUUAUCAGUCACUGCGUUGAAGGAUUGUGUCAUCACGGAUCAAAGUGUGUGGAUCUCCUGCUGGGUUUCGUGUGUGAAUGUUUGCCUGGGUUACAAGGACGAUUCUGUGAGGUAAACAUUGAUGACUGUCUCGAUAAGCCUUGUGGUGCACUCAGUAUCUGUAAAGAUGGUAUCAAUGCCCAUGACUGUUUCUGUGCACCUGGGUUCGUCGGUAAUAACUGUGAGAUUGAAGUAAAUGAGUGUCUUAGUCUACCCUGUCAGAAUGGAGCUUCCUGCUCAGAUGAGCUUAACUCCUUCAGCUGUCUCUGCCUUGCCGGGGCCACAGGCAGUUUAUGUGAAAUAAACAUAGAUGAAUGCCAGUCAUCACCAUGCAUGAACAAAGGCACGUGUUUGGACCUCUCAGAUGGCUUUGAAUGCAUUUGCCCAUCAGGUUACUCUGGUCCCAAGUGCUCGCUGGACAUUGAUGAGUGUCUCUCAUAUCCCUGUAAGAAUGGAGGCACCUGUAUUGACCAACCGGGUAAUUACUACUGCCGAUGUGCGGCUCCAUAUAAAGGGAUUAACUGCGAGUUGCUGCCCUGUGAGGCUGUUAAUCCAUGUGAUAACGGGGCAGAGUGUGUGGAGGAAGCUGAUCCCGUCCUCUUCCCUCUGGGUUUCCGGUGCCGAUGUCGCCAGGGUUUCACAGGGCCCCGCUGUGAGAUCAACAUAGACGAGUGCAGCUCCAACCCCUGUCUACAUGGCUUCUGUUACGAUGCUGUGGAUGGUUUUUACUGCUUGUGUAACCCUGGUUACGCUGGAUUAAGAUGCGAGCAGGACAUCAAUGACUGUGUCAGCAACAUGUGUGAAAACAACUCGACUUGUGUGGACCUCCAUCUGAGUUACGAGUGCCUCUGUCUACCCGGCUGGGAGGGGGAGUUCUGUCAAUGGGAGACCGAUGAAUGUUCAUCAAACCCCUGUAAAAACAAUGCCACCUGUACAGACCUCCUCAACGCUUACAGGUGUACAUGUCCUCAUGGCUGGACAGGCCUGGAUUGUGGAGAGGAUGUGAAGGAAUGUUCUUCCUCUCCCUGCCUGAAUGGUGCACAUUGUGUGGAGUCUGACAUCCCAGGGGAGUUUUCCUGCACCUGCCCGCCCUUCUUUACCGGCCUCCUCUGUGAACAGGCAUACAACCCCUGUGACCUGCGGCAUAACCCCUGCCUGCACAACUCUACCUGCCGUGCCAAGUCAGAUGGAACCACCCUCUGUGUUUGCCCAGUCGGGUUUGAGGGAACUCGCUGUGAAAUUGAUAGUGAUGACUGUGUCUCAAGACCUUGUCAGAACCAAGGCCAUUGUGCGGAUGGGGUCAACAGUUACAGCUGUUUCUGCAAGCCAGGUUUCUCGGGCCAACACUGUGAGGAAGACAUCAAUGAGUGUGCAUCCAACCCCUGCCAGAACGGAGGCGUCUGCCAAGACCUUGUGAACGGUUUCCAGUGUAACUGUGUCCCCGGAUAUUUUGGAAAGCUUUGCAACCUGGACAUAAACGAAUGUGAAGCUUCCCCCUGCCUCCAUGACUCUGUGUGCAUCAACAAACCUGGGGGAUUCAUAUGUGUCUGCCAUAGUGGCUUCUCAGGUAAAUGGUGCGAGCUGAACGUUGAUGAGUGCAAAUCUAAUCCAUGCCGAAACAACGGGAGGUGCAUCGACGGUCUUGAUGGUUACCAGUGUGUGUGCUCCAGAGGUUUCAUGGGCUAUCACUGUGAGAGAAACAUUGAUGAGUGCUCAUCCAACCCCUGUGUUCAUGGGAGUUGCCUGGAUGAAACUGAUGCAUACAGCUGUCAGUGUGAGGUUGGAUGGACCGGUCACAGAUGUGAGAUCAACAUUAAUGAGUGUGAGACUCAUCCUUGUCUUAAUGGAGGCUCCUGUGUGGAUCUUCUGGACAAAUACGCCUGCAUAUGUGCAGAAGGUUUCACUGGGAAGAACUGUGAGAUUGACCAGAAUGUGUGUCUGCAGACGUCUCAUAAUUUCUCCCUGUGUUUCAAUGGAGGGACAUGUGUGGAUGGACCAGGGGCCAAUUUCACAUGCAGCUGCCUGCCAGGUUUUGUUGGAGAUUUCUGUGAGGUAGAGAUCAAUGAAUGCUGCUCUGAGCCCUGCUUUCAUGGGGCCAUCUGCCAAGACCUCAUCAAUGGCUACCAAUGUCAUUGUCGACCAGGUUGGACAGGCCUUCACUGUGAAUAUGACAUUAAUGAGUGCUUGCUGCAACCAUGCAACCAGGGAAUGUGCAUCCAGAAUGAGCCUGGACAUGGCUACACCUGCUUCUGUCGGCCUGGAUUUGUGGGAAAAAACUGUGAAUAUAAUUAUGAUGACUGCUUGAUCCAGUCAUGCCCUGAUAGGUUUUCCUGUAAGGAUGGCAUCAACAAUGUCAGCUGUGUCCCUGUGAAGACCGACACAUCGUCUGUUCCUCCCAUCUCAGUUGUGUCGUGGAGAACCAUCAACCCCAACCCAGAGUUACAACCCACUUUAGCACCUGUGGAGAACUUGCAAAACACUGAGCAGUCGACAGAUAUUAGUAUUGGGAGAUAUUCUGGGAAAUCCUUUUUAGAGUUUGAGGGCAUUGAAGUCGGUGCUGCGUUCAGUGUCACAGUGAGAUUCCUGACUGAAUCCAUGUAUGGAACCCUGCUGUAUUCAGCCAGUGCCAUAAAAGGCAUCUUCUUCGUCAAACUCUAUGUUUCCAAUGGAAUGCUUCAGUAUGACUUUUUAUGCAACCAAAAGGAGGGAGCUCAGCGGAUUAAUACAGCACAGCAGGUUGCUGAUGGAAAUGAGCAUGUGCUGCUUUUGAGACAGUAUCUUUCUCCGUGUGCAGCUGAAGUCACUAUUUCAGGCUUUAGGACUGUCAGAAGCAUUCCAAGCAAUUUCACAACAGUCAUGAGUUUACAGAGAACUGACAGUCUCUUCAUAGGAGGACUUCCUCUUCUGUAUCCACCUUAUAAAGCGGCUGGAAGCAGGUCACGGGCACUUGAGAUACUGUCUCCAUGGCAUCACGACCCACCAGCAAACUCCACAGAUUCCCCUCCUCAGUUCAUCACAGUGGAAACCCCUCCUGACAGGCGUAUCCCACCCACCCAGCCUUCACCUGUCUGCCCACAGGGGCUCUGUCUCAACGGCGGAUCCUGUCGGCCCAUCUCACUGCCCAGCGGAGCCUCGUCUUUCUUUUGUGACUGUCCUCUGCACUUCACAGGACGCCUGUGUGAAAAAGAUACCACAGUCUUUUUCCCCCGAUUUGAUGGUACCUCUUUCUUGGAGUUGCCGUCUCUGACAUCCCUGUUUCAGUCAGACACUCACUUUACGAGCCAUUCCUCUGAAGACAAGAGGACCAUGUAUUUGACAAUGAAGAGCAAGACACCUCAUGGUACUAUUCUCUACUCCCGGGAGCAGAAUUUUGGAGUCCGUUUCCUCCAUGUGUUUCUCCAGAAUGGAAGACCAGUGGCCAAGUUGGGCUGCAGCAGCAUUCAUGUUUUGACUGCAGCUUCUCCACAAAAUAUCAGGAACAAUCGCUUGGUGCCAAUUAUAGUGAGAUAUGCAUUGCCAUCUCGUGACAAUGACCGGCUCUGUAUCAUUGAAAUAGCUGUUGCUAAUGGAACUGCUAAUCGACAGCAGAAAUAUAUGGAUCAGCCUGUGUCAGAGGUAUUCCAUUUUAAACAAAGUCUUGUACGUGGUAGCAUCCUCAUUUCCGGUUCUAGACCCAUCUCGGAGAAGUCUGUUUUGCCCAACGAUGUGGAGAGCUGGUUCUGCGCGUGUCCUUCACUUUACUCCGGUAAGCUGUGCCAGUUCACCGCCUGCGAGCGAAACCCGUGUGCACUCGGCGCCACCUGCGUUCCCCAGACGCGGCUCGAAGCAGUGUGUCUUUGCCCCUAUGGAAGGCAGGGUCUCCUCUGCGAUGAGGCUGUCAACAUCACUCGUCCCAGGUUUAGUGGACUUGAUGAAUUUGGAUACUCAUCCUAUGUGGCUUAUCCUUCUAUUCCCAGUAUCGGUCAUUUUUAUGAAUUCCACCUGAAGCUCACCUUUGCCAAUAAUGUCUCCGCUUUGAGAAACAACCUCAUUCUCUUUUCUGGGCAAAAGGGACAAGGCAUCAGUGGUGAUGACUUCUUCGCAUUGGGGGUGCGGAACGGCAGGAUUGUUCAGAAGUAUAAUCUCGGCUCGGGUUUGGCAACAAUUAUCAGCGAGCGCCUGAAUCCGAGGAUCAACAUUCACACGGUGCACUUUGGAAGACAUCUCAAAGAUGCAUUAAAUUUAUCGCAAGUGAUGGUUGAUGGGCAGAAGAGGAGGAUGGGUACAUCCCCUGGACCACUGGUGGGCUUGAACACCUUUAGUCAGCUUUAUGUGGGUGGAUAUGAAGAAUACACACCUGAGCUAUUGCCUGCGGGCUCUCGAUUCCAGAACAGCUUUCAAGGCUGCAUUUUUGAUUUGCUGUUUCGGACAAGACGAGAUGGGAAGUUUCAUCCUCCAGGAGGGUCAGAGGGCAGGCCAGUGUCAGGACGUAAUGUGGGGCAGUGUGGUGUUAAUCUGUGCAGCUUGGUCAUCUGCAAGAACGGAGGCACCUGUGUGGACUCUGGAUCCUCUGUGUACUGUCAGUGUGUGUUAGGAUGGAAAGGCGCUCUUUGCUCAGAGAAAGUGUCGUUCUGUGAUGCUGAGCACAUCCCACCACCCUCCUGCGCUCGCGGUGCCCCCUGCGUGCCCCUUCCUGAUGGAUACACAUGCCAGUGCCCCCUAGGCUCUGCUGGACUCUUCUGCCAGCAAGCUGUAUCUAUCAGUGAUCCCUUCUUCAGUGGGAAUCAAUCGUCUUGGAUGUCAUUUCCUCCCAUCAACAUAAGACACAGAACUCAUCUGCAUCUGCAGUUUCAAACACUUUCACCGGAGGGCAUCCUGUUCUACACCGCACGCUAUUUGAGCAGUCGGUCCGGUGAUUUCCUCAGUGUAUCCCUGUCAGCUGGAUUUGUGCAGCUCCGCUAUAAUCUGGGAAACGAAACUAUUGUAUUACAGUCUCCAAAAACUGUAGAUGUGACCGGCAUGAGGUGGCACACAGUGAAGGCUGGUAUAGAAGGCAACCAUGGUUUUCUGAUUCUAGACGAUGAAGCCGUGACCAGGAACUCUUCGGAAGGCACGACCACUCUAGAUGUUGGCACAAAUAUUUUCAUUGGUGGCGUGUCCUCCCUGAACACACUGUCCCCAGAUGCGAUGGAGAAGGAGCCAGUGGGAUUCACCGGCGGCAUUCGAGAGGUCAUAGUCAACGGGCAGGACCUUGAGCUCACAGAGACAGGCGCACUGGAUGGAGCCAAUGUUGGCGACUGGGAUGGGACAGCAUGUGGAUAUAAGGUUUGCUUGAACAGUGGCUACUGCCAUCCAGUAGGACUUUCUUCAUUCAGGUGUAUUUGCCCCUCAUUGUGGACCGGUUCACGGUGCCAACAGUCAGUUCACUGUGUCAACAAUCUUUGUCAACACGAUUCUGUCUGUGUCCAUAACACAACGUCUGCUUCAUAUUCAUGUACGUGUUCUUUGGGAUGGAUUGGGACUUACUGUGACCAAGACGUUACGUUGAGGACUUUAAGGUUUACUGGAAACUCUUAUUUGAAAUACAAGGAUCCAAAGUACAACUCUAGGAAUUUGAUGUACACCGAGGUGUCACUGAAUUUUUCUACUUUAUCAGGGGACGGUUUGAUCCUUUGGAUGGGGAAAGCACACAGUGAAGACGAUGACCAUCUAGCGGUUGGGCUGCAGGGCGGUUAUCUGAAGGUUUCAGUCAAUCUUGGUGAGAAAACUGCUCUUCCUCUUGUGUAUCAAAAGACUUUCUGCUGUAAUCACUGGAAUUAUCUGUCCAUCACUCGCAACCGAACUCUCAUCCAGGUCUAUGUGAAUGAGGAAAGAGUCAUUUUUGAAGACAUUGACCCCUUUGAACGGUAUGUAGCAGUAAAUUAUGGAGGGGUGAUUUAUUUCGGGGGUUUUGAAUUGAAAAGAGAUGUGGCGUCAGUUACGUCUGGUGUAUUUACUAAAGGAUUUGAUGGGAGCAUUAAAGAUGUUUUCUUGUAUCGGGACAUCAGACAGCUGGAGUUUUUACAAACCAGUGAAGGUUUUAAUGUCUAUCAAGGUGAAGAGUAGAAAAAAUGGCUGUGCGUAUUGUUGCUAACUUGAUAUUUGAUUUUAGGUAUUCAGGUGUAGAAUAGAAUGUCAGUGCGUUUUUUUAUUUUACACAAAUAUAUGCUCAAUGGCACAAUCACAGUGCCCGUUUUUAAGAGGUGAAAUCUGCCAUUUAUUGGCAUGGUAAAAUGAUGCUGUGAGGUGGUAGGAGCGAUCCUGCAUCAAUGAUGCUAAUGAAAGGUACAAAAACACUGCGCACACACACACAAAAACAAAUUUGUUGUUUGAAGGAACAAAAUGAAGAGAUGAACACAUGAUAGCAGGACUGUUGUUAUAUAUUUGUGCCUCUUAUUGAAUGAGCAGUUGGUAUUUGUCCAGAUUUGUAAUUCUUGU